UCAAGUCUGGUUUAAUAUCUGUUCCUUUUCACUGGCACGUAAAAGGCAUGUAAAGAGGACUUGAAUUGAAUGCACAAUUCCUCGUCUUUACCCUUUAUCGCCUCAUGACUUUGCCAAACAUCUUUAAACAAGAACAAAGCUCUCAGAGAUUUCCUUGUAGCCUUUCCCCUGUGCCUUUUUCUCCUAUUUUUAUUUUACUGACGUUGCACAUGGCCUUUUUUCAGAAGACGAGAGUAGCUUCGCAUAUGCAGGGUACUAGUGUUUGUCGGCCUGACAACGUCUUCAUACUUGUGAUUUUCCUUGCUUUAGGACGGGAUUCCAGACUAAUCAAUAGUUGCUUCAAUUCAGAAAAGCAAAACCCUAACCGUACUCAAAAAUUUCAGACCAAGGAAUCCAGAUAAUACCAGAUGGGUCUUAAGAAAGCCGUGUUGCUGCGGGAUAAAAAGCCGCUUAAUCCGGGAUCGUUUUCGGGUCAUUUUAUUGAGCGCCGCCUCGCAGGGCUCAGAGCAGUUCCUGUUAAAUUGGACCAAUGGGGUCGCGCUGCGCGCUGCGGCCCUGCCCGCAGCCCGGGCCUACAUUUCCCCGCAGGCACUGCGGUGCGGGGCCGGCCGGCGGGAAGACUCCGUUACCCAGCGAGCGCGGCGGCGGCGCACGGCCCUAGGACUCCAUUUCCCGUCGGCCCGCGGAGGGAGCGCCGGAAGCCCGCCCCGCCCCUCAUUGUGCGGCUCCUACUAAACGGAAGGGGCCGGGAGAGGCCGCGUUCAGUCGGGUCCCGGCAGCGGCUGCAGCGCUCUCUUCUUCUGCGGCUUUCGGUGUCCUCUCCUUUUCGCUUCCGGAAACAUGGCCUCUGGUGUGGCUGUCUCUGAUGGAGUCAUCAAGGUGUUCAAUGACAUGAAGGUGCGUAAGUCUUCAACGCCAGAGGAGGUGAAGAAGCGCAAGAAGGCUGUGCUCUUCUGCCUGAGUGAGGACAAGAAGAACAUCAUCCUGGAGGAGGGCAAGGAGAUCCUGGUGGGCGAUGUGGGCCAAACUGUUGAUGACCCCUAUGCCACCUUUGUCAAGAUGCUGCCAGAUAAGGACUGCCGCUAUGCCCUUUAUGAUGCAACCUACGAGACCAAGGAGAGCAAGAUGUGUUUUAUCUUCUGGGCUCCUGAGUCUGCGCCCCUUAAGAGCAAAAUGAUCUAUGCCAGCUCCAAGGACGCCAUCAAGAAGAAGCUGACAGGGAUCAAGCAUGAAUUGCAAGCAAACUGCUACGAGGAGGUCAAGGACCGCUGCACCCUGGCAGAGAAGCUGGGGGGCAGUGCCGUCAUCUCCCUGGAGGGCAAGCCUUUGUGAGCCCCUUCUGGCCCCCUGCCUGGAGCAUCUGGCAGCCCCACACCUGCCCUUGGGGGUUGCAGUCUGCCCCCUUCCUGCCAGACCGGAGGGGCUGGGGGGAUCCCAGCAGGCGGAGGGCAAUCCCUUCACCCCAGUUG
Cebus imitator (Panamanian white-faced capuchin) is the source of this 1469-nucleotide messenger RNA. RefSeq names its product cofilin 1 (gene CFL1). Gene Ontology annotation, cellular component: cytoplasm; lamellipodium; actin cytoskeleton. NCBI's taxonomy places the organism in Eukaryota, Metazoa, Chordata, Mammalia, Primates, Cebidae. Gene Ontology annotation, molecular function: actin filament binding. The record is from RefSeq and is a predicted model, not a curated record. Gene Ontology annotation, biological process: actin filament fragmentation; cell motility; actin filament severing.